CUUUUCUACCCCAACGCUGAAAGUAGCUCAAAGACAAUUCUGCACAGGACGUGAGAAUCCAACCAAGGGGAAGUUAGAAUAAAACAAAGGGAGACGCAAAGUUGUCAUUUAUCAUCUGUUUGGAUUCUGUCUCUGUUCCAAGCGGCCUCUUGUUUUAUUAGGAGGUUUUACGCGUGUGCGCCAAGGAACGGGGGCGCUGAAGGAUUCUGUGUGUGAGCUGAGUAAGUUAAAGCCGAGUGAAUGUAUAGCAUGAUGAUGGAAACGGACUUGCACUCUCCAGGACCCCAGACUAACACAAGCACGGGUCACACUGGACCCAACAGCGGUGGCAAAGUUAACCAAGACCGCGUUAAGAGACCCAUGAACGCGUUCAUGGUGUGGUCUCGGGGUCAGCGCAGAAAGAUGGCACAGGAGAAUCCCAAAAUGCACAACUCGGAAAUCAGCAAGCGGCUGGGAGCGGAGUGGAAGGUCAUGUCCGAGGCGGAAAAGCGACCCUUCAUUGACGAGGCGAAAAGAUUACGUGCCAUGCACAUGAAAGAGCAUCCGGAUUACAAGUACCGGCCCCGGAGGAAGACCAAGACGCUGCUUAAGAAGGACAAAUACUCCUUGGCCGGUGGCCUGCUUGCUGGAUCUGGGGCCGGAGGUGGUAUGGGUCUGGGAAUGGGUGUCGCGGGGGUCGGGCAGAGGUUGGAGAGUCCGGUGGGUCACGGUGGGAGUACCGCGGCGAGCUACGCACACAUGAACGGCUGGACAAACGGCACGUACUCGGGGCAGGUGGCAGCCGCCGCGGCUGCAGCUGCAAUGAUGCAAGAGGCUCAGCUCGCCUACAGUCAGCACCCGGGCAGCGGAGCGCAUCACCACCACGGGCACCACCACCAUCCGCACAAUCCCCAGCCCAUGCACCGCUACGAAAUGUCCGCUUUCCAGUACAGCCCCAUCUCAAACUCUCAGAGCUACAUGAGCGCUUCACCUUCAGGCUAUGGGGGAAUAUCCUACACGCAGCACCAAAACUCCAGCGUGGCUUCAUCAGGGGCUAUGCUGGGAUCUCUGGUGAAAUCAGAACCGAGCGUAAGCCCUCCCGUUACCACUCACCCCCGAGCCCCUUGUCCCGGCGACUUGCGUGAGAUGAUAAGCAUGUAUUUACCGACGCCGGAGACAGGGGACCCGUCAAUCCAGAGCAGACUUCACGCUGUACCACAACACUAUCAAAGUUCCACGACGAGCGUAAACGGAACCGUUCCACUGACACACAUAUGAAAAGGACGCAUUCAGACUGAAAUAACCAAAUAUUUACCUCUUUUAGAGCAUAACUACCUUUUUGUACAGAAUGUUUGUUCUUGUAAAUUUGAAGGCGAUAUUAUUUAAAUAUAAAACUUUAACAGAGGGAUGGAUUUCGUCUGAAUAAUGUGUCCAUAUUUCGACAUGCGUGAGGUUUACACGUUUGAAUUUUGUGUGCGCGCGCGUGUGUGUGUGUGUGUGAGAGAGAGAGAGAGAGAUGGUAUGUUAAAAACAGAAAAAAGUGUGCGUGUUAAAGUGUAAAAUAUAGUCAAAAUGCAAUGUUUUUGAAGUUUUCUAAGAUUUUUCUCUAUCCCAUUUUGAUUUGUCAAUAAGUGAGUUACUGUAUUUGAUCCAUUCCUUAUUUGUUUGUUGUAUUUUUCCUUGUACAUUGUGAAUAUUUUCCAGAGACCAUUGACACACAUCUGUAAAAAUAAUUAGAUUUUGCCAGGGGAAAAAAGGAAACAUUUUGCGUUGAUGUGAGAAUAAAUUUAACAGCUUUUGCUCUGAUUCUGGAAAGUUCAUCUUGCUCUGUUGUUUUGCCUUUUACUCCUUUGGCACCCGCAAACAAGUUAUUUAAAAUACAUGUAUUUUCAAUGUAGCCUACUGUUUACAUCUCUAUAUAGAGGUGAGGGAUUUAGUCGUUUAUAGUCAUUUUAAUCUCUUAAAUAUGGGGAUAAAACACCGAAUAAGAACAAAACAAUUUUUUGAGCUCAGAUUAAUUUCAAUCACAGGCCUGUAAGUGCAGCCUAUAUUCUUGUUUGAACAUAUUCUUGCAACAUGGUGACGGACAUUGUAAGAGAGAAGAAGAAGAAAGAAAUCCAUCCCAUUUGUCAGGCUACAGAUAUAGAAAAAUGGGCUAUUUAAACAGAAAUAUAUAUGUCAAACAUAAGCAUUAGAUAUAAGCUAUAGCUACUGAAAAUCUUUUAAUGAAGUCGAAAGUAACUGAAAAUUUGAUGGGGACUUCAUACACACGUGUAUUACUAUUUCAUGUUCAUUGUUGUUGUAUUAAUUAUUAUAAUUAUCAAUUCGCGUGUUUAUAUUGUCAUAUAC
Molecule: messenger RNA, 2328 nt
Organism: Xyrauchen texanus (razorback sucker)
Lineage: Eukaryota; Metazoa; Chordata; Actinopteri; Cypriniformes; Catostomidae
Product: transcription factor Sox-1b-like
Exons: 1
Coding region: 241-1257 (338 amino acids)
Biological process (GO): cell differentiation; anatomical structure morphogenesis; regulation of DNA-templated transcription
Molecular function (GO): DNA-binding transcription factor activity, RNA polymerase II-specific; RNA polymerase II cis-regulatory region sequence-specific DNA binding
Source: RefSeq, a predicted model, not a curated record